Messenger RNA from Vicia faba (fava bean), 2910 nucleotides. The record is from the annotation of a GenBank genome assembly. NCBI's taxonomy places the organism in Eukaryota, Viridiplantae, Streptophyta, Magnoliopsida, Fabales, Fabaceae.
AUGAGUGAUGAAGGAGAAAGGACUUGUCCUCUCUGUGCUGAAGAGAUGGAUUUGACUGAUCAGCAAUUGAGACCAUGCAAAUGUGGCUACCAGAUUUGCGUCUGGUGUUGGCAUCACAUAAUGGACAUGGCUGAGAAGGACAACACAGAGGGACGGUGCCCUGCAUGUCGUUCUCCAUAUGAUAAGGAAAAGAUUGUCGGGAUGGCUGCAAACUGUGAGAGAUUGGUGGCUGAAGUUCAUAUGGAAAGAAAGAUGAAGAGCCAAAAAGCGAAGUCUAAAUCUUUUGAAGGACGGAAGCAGCUCAAUGAUGUGCGAGUUAUUAGGAGGAAUCUUGUUUACAUAGUUGGGUUGCCUCUUGACCUGGCUGAUGAAGAUCUUCUCCAGCGGCGAGAGUAUUUUGGUCAGUAUGGGAAGGUCUUAAAAGUGUCGAUGUCUCGGACAGCAGCUGGUAUUGUUCAGCAGUUUCCUAACAGCACAUGUAGUGUAUAUAUUACUUAUUCAAAGGAAGAAGAAGCAGUUCGAUGUAUUCAAAAUGUACAUGGAUUUGUUUUGGAGAGCAGACCUUUAAGGGCUUGUUUUGGAACAACUAAAUAUUGUCAUGCUUGGCUCAGAAACAUGCCCUGCAACAAUCCGGAUUGUGUAUAUCUUCAUGAAAUUGGCUCUCAAGAAGACAGUUUCACAAAAGAUGAAAUAGUUUCAGCAUACACUAGAAGUCAUGUUCAACAUAUUACUGGUGCUGCAACCAAUAUGGAACGGCGGUCAGGGAAUGUAUUGCCUCCUCCGUUGGAUGAUUGCACGAGCAACACUUCAGAGAAACCCACUGUGAAAAAUACUUCUAGUCAGAACUCUGUUUGCACUGUAAGAGGUUCGCCUCCUAAUGGAAGUCCUGCAAAGCUUAUGGUUCCCCCUGCUGCAUGGGGUUUGCGGGCUACAAAUUGUCAGCCAGCUGCUGGUAGUCUAUCAUGUCCUACUGGACUGUCCAAGCCCAAGCCUGAUUCCAUCAGCAGCACCACUCAAGUUUCACUGCAUAGUGAGUCAAUAAAGAGGCAAGUGUCAAGUGAUGGGCGUCAUAAUAUAGUGCCUGGAGAAAAAAAUAACACUAUGAAUGUCCUUGCGAGUGCAAGUGAAAAAACUUUGGCUUCUGAUGUUUCUCUUGCGCCUGUGAAUUCAAACACCCAGUUGUCUUCUAUACCAUUAGCCAGAGUUACUGCUACCAAUGAAGAGGUUCAAAAUUUGUCAUAUGGGCUGUCCUCUGUUGACCUUGAUAGAAAUGCCCGAAAUGAACAUUACAACGUAACCAGACCCAGCAGCUCACCUCUUGAUUAUGUACUGGCUAAGUCUAUGCAAUCUCAAGGAUCAGAACAUAUUGAUAAAUUCAGAAAUGUGAUAAAUUCAAAUGCUGCUAAUAAAGCCUCUAUAUCAGAUAGCGAGGUCUGUAAAUCAAAAGAACAAUAUGAUUUAAAAUUGGAUUCUCAAUCUGAGCUAGCAUCUGGUUAUGCUGAAGUAGAAGAUGAUGUGACAUCUUUUGAUAGUCAGAGACUUAAGGAUCCAGAAGUCGUUAGUCAUUCUUAUUUGCCUAGGUCUUGUUUCCCUCACGUCACAAAUCAUAAUAAUCCUCAUCCUCUGCAGCAUGGUGAACCUUGUACUGUUGUUAAUGCUGGUUCUUUAGCCACAGUUAAUGAGGUUGGGUAUGAACCAAAAUUACAUGAAUCUAAAGCAUUAUGCAAUGGCUAUUCUGAGAAAUUGGACAGCACCAGCUCAUUGCUGCAUGAUGAAAGGAAUGAUCAUCACAUUGGAAAAUUAAUGAGUAAAACAGUUAAUAUAGGAAAUGAUGCUGCUACAACAGAUAAUGGUGAGAGUAGUAUAAUUUCAAAUAUAUUGUCCAUGGAGUUUGAUGCCUGGGAUGAUUUGGCGAAGCUGUUAAGUGACAGCACCGAAAAUCAGAAUGGUCCUCUAAAGAAAUCUAGUUCUUGGAAUGUUCAAACCAAUCAAUCAAGAUUUUCUUUUGCAAGACAAGAGGAAUCCAAAAACCAAGCCUUUGAUAUGAAUCCAUCUCAUGGUGCCAACCAACAAUUACUCAGAAGCCGCUCACUCUUCCAAGAUUUUGUGGAAACAACAGACAUGUCUUUGGACAAGGUGGGUAUUGCAUAUGGCUUUCCCGCCAAUAACAUUGAGGAAUCUGAAAAUCUAGGCAGUGGUCAGUUUGUUGCUUCUUCCAAUAAGCUUUCUGCUAACUCAAAACCACAAAUUUCAGCACCCCCAGGAUUUUCAGUUCCAAGCAGGCCACCACCUCCUGGUUUUUCUUCUCAUGAGAGAAUGGGGCAGACUUUUGACUCAAUUUCUGGGAAUUCCUUGCUUGACCCUUUGUUAUGGAGAAAUUCUUAUCAGACACCAUCAACUGGAAAUUUUGGUGGUGCAGGAGACAUUGAGUUUAUGGAUCCGGCUAUUUUGGCAGUUGGUAAGGGGAGGCUUCAAGGUGUGCUAAACAGUCCAACACUAGACAUGCAAUCCAAUUACACCCCACAAUUAAAUUACCUUGAGAACGAAGCCAGGCUUCAGUUAUUGAUGCAAAGAUCUCUCCCACCUCAACAUAACCAUCGAUUUUCGGAAAUUGGGAACACAUUUUCUCAGCUUGGUGAUCCUUAUGGAAUUUCUUCACGGAUAGAUCAAUCACAUGUCAGUAAUCUGGCAACAUUUCCUCAACUGUCUCUCCAGCAGUCUAGAAAUGCUGUCUUGUCAAAUGGCAAUUGGGAUGGGUGGAAUGAAAUGCAGAAUGGAAAUAGGAUGGGUAUGGCUGAGCUUUUGAGAAAUGAAAGACCCGAGUUUAGUAAGUUUUAUAGAGGAUAUGAUGAUUCAAAAUACCAGAUGCCAAAUUCUGGGGAUAUAUACAACAGGACAUUUGGGAUUUGA